Molecule: messenger RNA, 4044 nt
Organism: Sander lucioperca (pikeperch)
Lineage: Eukaryota; Metazoa; Chordata; Actinopteri; Perciformes; Percidae
Gene: scml2
Product: Scm polycomb group protein like 2
Exons: 14
Coding region: 175-2226 (683 amino acids)
Biological process (GO): regulation of DNA-templated transcription
Cellular component (GO): nucleus
Molecular function (GO): protein binding
Source: RefSeq, a predicted model, not a curated record
AUGAAUUACAGCACUGCGUGGUGGACAUGCGCGGAGUUGCAGCGAAUAUGGCGGCAUGCAUCUGAUAGAAAGUGAGGAAUCUCCCAUCAAAAUACCCAGUUUAAACGUGUCUGUGUAGGGAACAGCCUGUCUGACUUCAGCUCCUCUGCAGCUGCACGUUUAACUUUGGUCAUCAUGGGCCGGACACCACACAGAGAUCAAAAAGAGGAGAAAGAGAGACGAAGCAGCAUCACAGCAGGAUCUCCCCUCGACAAAUCUAAUGAACCGUUCAGGUGGGAAGACUAUCUGAGAGAAACAUCCUCUACUGCAGCGUCACCUACUUGCUUCAAACAGUCCAGAGUCCCCCCCUCCAAUGACUUUAAAGCAGGUAUGAAACUUGAGGCACGGGACCCUCGCAACUCUAACUCUGUGUGCAUUGCAACGGUGAUGGGCAUGAUGGGUACUCGUCUACGCCUGCGUCUGGAUGGAAGCGACAACACCAAUGACUUCUGGAGACUGGUCGACUCGUUAGACAUCCAACCAAUAGGAACCUGUGAGAGGAAUGGAGACAUGCUGCAGCCACCGCUGGGUUUCAGGAUGAAUGCCUCCUCGUGGCCCAUGUUCCUCCUGCGGACGCUGAGUGGAGCAGAAAUGGCCCCUGCCUCUGCUUUUAAAAAGGAACCAGCCAGCCCAGUUAAAAACUACUUCCAGCCUGGUAUGAAGCUGGAGGCGGUGGACAGGAAGAACCCCUACCUGAUUUGUCCUGCCACAGUGGGAGAGGUCAGAGGUCAGGAGAUUUUCGUCAUGUUUGACGGCUGGCGAGGCGCCUUUGACUAUUGGUGCCCCUUCGACUCCAGAGACAUCUUCCCCGUCGGCUGGUGUGCCCUGACAAAACACAGCUUACAGCCGCCUGGAAAUUUCUUUACCCUCCCUGGUGCACUUCUCGCUCCCGUUUCUUCCACCUCAGCCUCCCUCACUACACGUCGCUCCUCUUCCAACCCCUCCUCCUCCAUGCAGACUUCAUACCGACUGCCCAAUCCCUUGCCACCCCUCCCUGUGCGCAAGGGUGUCCGAGGUCGACGUCCCAAAUCCCAGACUAUUGCUUUGUUGAAGGCAGCGGCUGAGGCUGCGGCGGCCGCAGCAGUAAAUGGAGCAUCACAGAGCCCUGCCAGAAUAAUCUCUGAGGCUCAAUUGGCCCCCAGACCACACAAGAAGAGAGGGCCAAAGCCUAAGAGCAAGAAGAAGCCUCGGCUGGUGCAAUCCCAGGGGUCACCAGCAGUUACAGUUCCACCUCCAGAGACCAGACUGAGCUCCGGACAUGUCUCAGCAGACAACAACCAUAGCAACAGCUCAAAUGUAGUUUGCACAGUGUGUGUCUAUGUGAACAAGCACGGUAACUAUGGCCCGCAUCUGGACAGAAAACUAGUGCAGCAGCUCCCGGACCACUUUGGUCCAGCUCCUGUAAACGCAGUGCUUCAGCAGGCUGUUCAGGCUUGCGUGGACUGUACGUACCAGCCCUCUGUGAUGCUGUCAUUCCUACAGAGCCAGUCCCACACAGGAGGAGAGGUCAUCAGAGUGCGGUCAGAGCAUGGUAUCCGCUACGUGAAGCUGCCCUCCGCCUCCAGUACGUCUUCUGUGCUGCGGUUUCUGGAGAACAUGUGCCAACAUCUGGAGAGUGACAGUCUCUUCAGCUCGCAGCCCUUUAGCCCCUUCAGCAACAACUCGCGCUUCUACAACAGGACCAAGUCAGAACCACUGUCCCAACCUGAGAACAGCCUGUCCAAUGACGAUUCCACAAAGGAUCCCACUCCCAGCACCCGCCCCCCUCACACCGCAUCGGACUACAGAGCAACAAAGAAGGAGCGGCCAUAUUAUCCUGGACACACACACACGCCGCCACCCUUAAGACGGGUCAGCUCCAACCCAUCCAAACUUGGCCAGAUGUGUCCACCCAGACGAGUGGAGGCAGCUAGCUCAACAACAGGCCCAGACCACAUGAAACAGGACAAGGAGGGUUCAGGGAACGACGCCUCCACCUGGUCAGUUGAUGAUGUCAUGCGGUUUGUCCUAGAGGCUGACCCCCAAACUCUCGGCCCGCACGUCGAACUGUUCAGGAAACAUGAGAUUGAUGGCAAAGCUCUGAUGCUGCUGCGCAGUGAUGUCAUUAUGAAGUACAUGGGACUGAAGCUGGGCCCGGCGCUCAAACUCUGUCAUCACAUUGAGAAGCUGAAACAGACCAAACAAUAGAGGAUGAAGGCACACUCUUUUCUCACUGGCAACUUAACACACACACACACACACACACACACACACACACACGCACACAAACACGUACUUUUCUACAGGGAUGUAGUGCAGUGUAAAGCCACCUGAACCAGGGUCAUAGCUAGCAUUGAGGACACCGAGGUCAAGCCCUCUGUAUUUUUUUCUGUGUGUAUUUGGAGGUUGCAGGGAGCUUGCAAGUACAAACUUACACACAAUGGUCAUUUUAUGAACUGAGCCCAGUAUUUUUUUGAAUAAAGCAGUUUAAAUCUGACUACUUUUUGGCCAACAAAUAAAUAUAUCAAUAGUCUCUUAUUCUGGACAGUGUAUAGAAGGUUUUGAAACAGCAUUUAGACCAUCAUGCUGUGAAACAAAAUUAACAGUUAACUGACUAACCAGAAUAUGAAAAAAUCCAUGUAAUGAAACACAUUUGAGAUCUUCUUUUUCAUUUCCAGUCAAAUUCUUUUGAGGGUGGUGUGGUGUACAUCAGGGGACUUAUGGUCUCAGUAUUUCUAAAAUCCUGGCUACGGCUCUGAUGUGAAAUCACAGAUCACAAUUUACUUUUACAUUCAAACAGAUACAUAGUACAUUCAUCAUUUGCAUUAGUGUAAUUGGUGUCAGAUAUCUCAGCAUUUGUUUAUGUUAGUGUCUUUUUGCUUCAUUAUGAACAACUGGAGGCCAUAAUUUAUCAAUCUUUUUAUUUACCAGACAUGCUGUAGGAUUUACAGCUUUAUCUCUUUGGACAUCCGGCUAUUACAGUUUUUUGGUUAGAAUUUCUGGAUGGACACUCUCCUCUCCAGAUUGGAAAAGUUAGUUCAGGUACUGGCAGUGAACGUCUCUCGCUGCUCGCUGUAUCAUUUCUAACAAUGCAAUAAAGUUUUCUGAAUGACUGCGUCUGUUACAGGCUGUUAAAUUUAGUUUAUGCAAGGCAUUGAAUGUAUGACGUUGUGAGCAUUAUUAUUAACAGAUAGAGUUUCAUGCCAAGAUGUUGGAGAAAUCGUUUUGUUUCCUGAAGUCAAUCAUUGCAUGAAUGAUUCCUGUCCUCAAACACUUUUAAAACAUUUUACAUGAUUGUAUUAUGCUUUGACAGUCACAUUAUCAAACACGCACACACACACACACACACACACACACACGAGAUAUACACUUAAAAUGACUGGAAUAAAUGCUGACAAGGCCAUUGACUGUCUAGUUUGAGUGCUGUACAGAACGUUAAAGUGCUCCUGAGAGAGUACAUGAUGGAGAAACUAUUUUGUAUUAAGUCAAGCCAAAAGGUUGUUUUUUUAUAUCAUUUUGUACUGUAACAAAGUGUAUGAACCUGAGCGUAAGUGUAAUCAAAUUUUUUUUCUGCCUGAAAUAGUUUUUGUGUGCAUCAUGAAAUAACUACCUACAGGACAAUUCUGUGUCUGAGUAAUUAUUCACAUGUCUCAAAGUUUUAUCUGUUUUUUCGAUGGCAGAAAUACUAAUUUUCUGAACAUUUCAGAAGCAUUUUCUAACUAAAUCAUGUGUGUUGUAGUUGCAUUCUCACUGUUGCUCUCCUGUAGUGGUAACACGUUGAUACUUGAAACCAUCUUGCUUUAAUGUAAAACUCAGGUUUUAGAGUUGUUUUGUAGAAGAUGUUUUACAUCAUUAGCACGUUGUGUCCAUUACUACGACAUGAUGUAUAUUGUUAUGCCUUGUCAUCUAUCGCUCCGUAGCCUUUCAUAUGUAUAUAUACACAACUUUUUUACUGUAAGUUCAACAAAAAAAUGUUUGUUGAUUAUGUUUGAUAUGCAUUCACACAUUAAACAUUUGUUUACAUCA